Molecule: messenger RNA, 1176 nt
Organism: Cladocopium goreaui
Lineage: Eukaryota; Dinophyceae; Suessiales; Symbiodiniaceae
Source: the annotation of a GenBank genome assembly
AUGGCCAGCCUCAGUGAUCUCAGAUCUCGGAUCAUCUCAGACCAUCUCAGAUCUCAGGCUACCUUUCAACGUCUUCUUUGCCUUUGUGAUCCUGUCCAACUCCUUGUUCUUAGGGCUGCAGUUGGAGAUGAAGGCUUCAGGCGAGACCCCUGCCUCCUUAACAGUGGUGAACGUGAUCUAUGCGAUCCUUUUCACCGGGGAGAUGACGAUCCGAAUUAUGGCCAUGGGUCUGUCCACCUACCUCUUUGGCAAAGGUGCAGGGUGGAACUGGUUGGACGUUCUAGUUGUUGUCCCUGCUUGGGUGGAAUUGGCCCUGGACCUGUGGACGGACGAGCAAGGCAUGGAGGGUGGCUCUUCCAGUACAUUCCGCAUCAUCCGAAUCUUCAAGAUUACGAGGCGCUGCGUGCUUUGGUGAUGUCUGUGGUGGACACCACUCGCCAGCUGCUGUGGGCGCUGAUUCUGUUGGGCCUGGUACAAUACAGCUUUGGAUCAUCGGCAGGAUACGACACGAUGUGCAGAUGUGCACAGGGCAUGCCAGGAAUUCUCUUCACAGAUGCUGUCUUGGACUAUUCGGCUUCCAAUGGGCCAGAUGCGGAUCAAAUGAAAUAUUUUGGGACAGUCUUUACGUCAGUCAUGACGCUUUUCAGAUCGAUCUUGGGUGGAUUGGAUUGGGAAUAUGCAGCUGAUGCCCUCAUCCCGGUGGGCUGGUUUUGGGUGCAGAUCUUUCACCUCUACAUCGCCUUCUGUGGCUUUGCGGUAUUGAAUGUCAUGACUGGGGUUUUCGUCAACAGCGCCAUCAAGACAAGAGAAAGGGACCACGAGACCUUGAUCCAAAACAAGAAUCGUUUUAAGGAACUGGUCUCAAAGAUUUGGAGCAAGAUGGACGCUGACGGGCAUGGGCAGAUCACCAUCACCGAGUUCGAACGGCUGCCUGGCUUCCCCACCAUGGUGCACGUGAAGGGCCUGGAGAUUGGGGAGCAAACAAACCUAAAUCGGAAAGAUGUUCGAAGACGAAUCCAUGAAGGCAUUCUUUUCAGCCAUCGAGCUAAAUGCAGUGGAUGUGUCUCGCCGAUGAUUUGGGGAUUCUCAUCACUCUAUCAGCAAAACGUUCAAUGGGUAAACCCAAUCAUAAACAUCUUGAGUAAUUUGUUUGGGUUUACCGGUUUACCACAUUGA